AGCUGGGUUACGUAGUGCUGUAAAGCGUCGAGGAGUGGAACUAUUCAUCCACCACCCAGAGCAAGAGUGGUAUCGAAACGUUCAGAAGGCCAGAUUUUCUGCAUUUCGAUUUCCCGAAUAUGCUUCUCAAGGCUUAGGGUUCUCACUCGCGGAUCCGCGCGAUAAAGAUCACCAAAUAAAGGAAAGUCAGCGCUGGGACCGCUAUCAAAAGCUCAAACUCGGUACUAUAACUGCAAAGCCAAACCUCUUUUCUGAUCUGGUAGAAACCAUUCCACGAGUCGGGGGGAUUGGAUACUACAACUUGUAACCUCGUCACCACUCGGCUCACUUAAGUUCAGUUUUAUUAAGUACCACCUCCUAGCUCUUCUUCUUUUUUGUUAAUGGUAUUGAGGGGGGUUGACUGCGUAGUCGUGGUUUUUUGUCAACAUCAUUACCUUACUUGAUCAGAAUUAGUGCUAGUCGUCUUCCUUCAAAGAUUUGUACUUGUACGUCAAACAAAUGUAAUUUUGCAUAUGAAUAUAUUCUUGCAUAGAAAUUAUAAUAUCCGGAGUAGUGAAGUCAGACGUCUACAAAUGAAUUGUCUUCGCCCUCUACUUAUUCAGAUUAUAAUGCAGCCUUAUACAAGCUGCCGUGUCUGUUCGUGUGUCGCUGGCAGCAUCUUCAUUGGAUCAUGGCGCAUUUUCCUAGUCUGGAUCCCGAAUUCGAGUUCGGACUACCUCCAUUUGCUCCGGAUACUUCCAAAUUGCGAUUCAC
Messenger RNA from Amoebophrya sp. A25, 753 nucleotides. Lineage: Eukaryota; Dinophyceae; Syndiniales; Amoebophryaceae. The record is from the annotation of a GenBank genome assembly.